UCUCAGGAGAUAUUAUAAAGAUAUGCAUGCGUGAUAAAACAUUCCAAAGAGAUGAAGAGAAGCGAUUAAAUAUCCUAUUGUUUAACGAGACAGGAACAAGAAUCUCUAAGGUAUUAUCGGCAAGAUAAUCGUUCAGUUCAAGGUUAUUCGCAAAUGGAACAACCAUUAAGGACUUCAUCGUGCUGUCGUGGAUGUCCUCCAGACAAGCAUCUCUCUUUUUUUCUCUCCCUUACACAAAGAUCGAUUUUCCCCAUAUGAGAAACGCAGAAACGUGCCACUUUCCUGUGCGUGAAUAACAAAGCGUGUUGACAUUACUUUGAGAAAUAUACCGAAGGAAAUUUUACGUAAAACAAGAAACAUCUGGAGAGAGAGAGGGAGAUACUCAUUUCAAGAAUACAUCAGUUUGAAGAAUCGAAUUAUAUCCUCAAAAAUUCUCGGCAACGAUAUAAAUGAAAUGUUAACGAUAAUAAGGGAAAACGCAGGAAUCUGAAAUCGAUAGCGACUUUUUUUAUACAUAAAGAUCAUCAAGCGGUCGCUCGACGUUAAUGAAGUUAAUACGUGGUAAUUGCUCUAAGUGCAUCGGGCGGAUCGAACGUGUUUAGCGAAAGAACAGGGAGGGUCCGUAAACAUAUAAAGAGGCCUCUUUGCAAGUUACACAGUUUUCGACCUAUCGACGAACGGCUAAUCGCGCGCCAGCUUAAAUCAACGUAGGUCAUCCCCAGUCAAAAAAGUGAGACAACCCUUCCGUAGAAUUCAGUAGAAUUGGAGAUUCAGAGGAUUGUGAGUCACGUGUCUGAUGAGUCGUACAUGGAUCUAUAGCGGUAUUAUUCAGAACCGCCAACGCGUUAAACGGAAUUAAUUAAGUCGCGUCGCUCUAAUUCGAUUCGAAUAUUAGUGUUUCAAUUUUCAUCGUUAAUCAUCCAGUAAAAACUAUUAUUUUAUUAUUAUUGUUAUUAAAAAAAAUAUCCUCCGUUUUUCGAGAAAUAUAAAUUCUCAAAGUUCAAGGCCCGCGUAUAUUUUGUAACGAAUUGAUACGAUGAUCGAUGCGUGUUUGUGCUCGUAGAAGAGAACGGCAACGAAAUCGUUUAAUCGAUAGAAGAAUCGUGGCAUACGCAUUUUUCUGUCCCGACCGACCUCGCAAACUUUCGCUCUUCAAACGGAUAGAUAGCAUCGGGGAAGUAAACAGAGAGAGAGAAGGAGAAAGAGAUCCGUAACGAAAUAUUUUGCUCGCUGAAUUUCCAGCAAACAAUAUUUUGUCGCGAAAGGAAAAAAAAUGGAGUCGCUGCGAACAAUCGAUUCUUAGUACAGUCCACUGAUCUCUUGGCUUGUUGUUCUCUUCGGGCGAGACGGCGAUUAAACUUUUACAAAGCUACUAUAGCCGCACGCGCUACGACAGUAAUGAAAUGUCGACAUCAAGUCGCCUGGCUUUUUAUAUCAUGUACUUGCAGAGAGAGAGAAGGCGAAAUAUAACGUACGCGACAUUCGACUUUACGGGAAGACUGUCAAAUUCGGAGGGAACUAAUUUUCGCGCGUUCUAACACGAUCGAUGAGAGGUCGAACGUCAAAAUUUCGACGGAUGGAAUAAUCGACAAGUUUGCGUCGACAUCAUCGUCAUCAUCAUCAUCAUCAUCAUCAGAUACGCUCGCCUGUUACGUUUCUGUGAGUCGGAAGGAUUAAAAUUUGCGCUAAUUGGAAAAAUCCAACGGGGAAAAUUUUGCAAAACGACACAGGUGCACAUAAAUCUAAAUCGCAAAGUGUCACGCGAUGGGCCGGAAACAGAAGCGUCGCCUGAUACCGGAACAGGAUCGCAGGAUUUGCGGUAGCAUAUGCUUCUUCCAACUUACUUUCGUCAUCAGUUGCGUGGCCUUGGUCUACCUCAGCGUGGCGAUCUACGCCCCGUCGUACAGAGCCUUUCACAUCGGUAUCGAGCCGGAACCGGUGAUGUGCCAAACUGUUAAUGCCACGAUGGUGAACAAUUGUGCCUGGGCGAGCUGCGGCGAAUGGUGCUUGACGAAAACCAGCGGCUUUUGUGCUCAGCUGCACGCGACUGUGAGACGUAACGGCACCGACGUGAUUUUCGAAAACUGCACCAAGUUUAACACAAUCGCAUGCCCCGAGGCAAACAUGGGGAGCAUGAAGAAGUACAACUGCAACAACGGCAGCGAGUGCAGCAUGUUGACGGGCGUGUUCAACUGCAGUCUCGGGCAUUGUUCGAACAUGAGCGAGCUGAUGCUCUGCCACGUUAAGGCCGACGGUGUCGUCAUCGACAGCGAGAAGGACAACAUGAAGCUGAACGGCUUCUUCAGCUGUCAGAAUUCAAGAUGCACGAAGAUCAAAAACACCUUCAACUGCGACCGAUACUGCCCGAACAUCUCCACCAGCGACAUCAACGUUUAUCUGAUGCAGGACAACAGCGUCAUCUCCGCGAGAUGCUCCCGCGGGAUGGCCUUGAACAGGGCAAACGGUAGUCUGCCUGGUACCAGAUUAGACAAGCCCGUUAAGAUCUGGGACGAGCAGAACGGAAGCAUCAUCGCCAGCUGUUUCGCGGUGACGCAGGGUGAACAGGUCAUCAGAACGGAGGAUUGCGUGAACGGCACUUUGCUGAACGAGAUCAAGGUCCCCCAACCGUCCAUUAACUUCACGAGCUUCUUAAAAAUCUACGAGAAAAGCUUGCGGUAUCCGGCAGAUCCCACGAACGCCUAUGUCCCGGCGCAAAAGUCUCUGACGAUUUAUAAUAGCUCGCGAUUAUAUAUCAACCUCGAGCGAUGUGUCAACACCCUGAGAGGCGAGUGCAGGCAAUUUCUGCUCACUCACGGACGGGAUGGCGAUAAUCAGACCGCGCAGAGCAGAUAUCCUUGCUAUUACAACAAGAACGACUCGUUCUUCGUGGUGGCGCGUUUCGAUCUGAAAAAGACGCGAAUGGAGCUGCUGAUCGCCAUAAUCGUGCCGGCUGGACUCUUCGUCAUCAGCGUGAUCACCCUGAUUAUCAUUUCGCGAUCGGUCAAGGUGGGGGACGACGCGAAGAUGCGAUGCAGAUAUUGCGUCGACAAGCAGGAGGUCGAGGGCGAGGAUCAAGGACUCAUGGAGGCUACUACCUCAUCCGCCACUCAAAGCCAGACUAAUGAAAAUGAAAUCAGAAGUAUGACCCUUUAGCAGUAUGCGCCCCUUAGUAUGGGCGCUAUCCUGGGCUAUGAAAGGCUGCCACUAAUCGACAUGGAUGAGGCUGAGGAUUCCUUUUAGAAGAGAAACGAACGAAACCCGGCUUUUAAAGGUUCGUCAUGUUGAAUAAAUUUAUUUCUUUAUCGAGAGAAAGAGAGGAACUUUGAAAAUAAAAUCUCCGAGUGCGAGGUGAAUUGAGUUCUCAGACGGACAUUAGCGUCGUCUUCCGCAAUGAGGUGUAAUUAACUUUUCUAUAGUUACAAUUAUUGAUGAUAUGUAUACGCGAUGGUACGAAUAAUAUGUGAUUGCGACGUCAUGUUCGAGAAAUGGAGUUUCAAGUUCAAGUGAUUUCUCUGCCAAUGAAAUUCAUCGAAAGUAACCCAUUCUUGGGCGUCCAACUUAAUUAUUGAACUUCUUAGGGUUAUGCAAUACAUCGAUCAAAUAAAUAAAUAAAUAUAUAUAUACAUUCACUGUUGCCUUCAAUGUAUCACUAACUUUGCUUGCGCGCAGGACAAAGUGAUUGAAACUGAUUGAUAUUAAUCGCCGAUACAUUAAUAUUAAGAUUGAGCCUCCGAAUACGUCAAGGGAACACUAAGGGAAUAAAACAAGUAUAUAAUAGAAAAUUGUAUAAUUGUUUAAUGUCGCCACAUGUUUCAAUAAAUGACACGUCAAUGAUAAGGAUCAGGUGGCGUUCAACAAUUGCUCCCCUGCGAUAUAUACCGCAUGAAUAAACUGUGAAAGAUCAAUAAUUUCUUAAUCAACGAAAAGACAAAAUAAUAAUAAAUAAAUAAAUAAAUGAACGCCGAAAAAAAGAUAUAUAUAUUUAUUAUUAGCAUUACAUGAAACGAUAUCUUUCUUAUGCGAUAAUCGCGAUUUCGGUGUAAAACCAUAACACAUAAAAUCAACAAGCUUCUUUAAUGUACAAAAUAGAUUUAGGCUAACGAUGACGCUCAUUUAAUUCGCCUAUCAACGAACAUGCGCAUUUGUAUCUUUUCUACAACCAUUUAUGCUACUGCAGUUAAUCGUAGAGAAAUGUAAUUAGACAUUUCUGAUAUCGCUGAAAUCCAUAAUCACAUUUCAUGUAACUCCCUGUCUCUGAAUAUAUCCAAUAAUACCGAUACGUGAACAUUCCCGAAUACAACGACUGCCUAAAUUAAUUGUACAGUACAUUGUAUACCACAUAUUAUGCGUAAAUGUCUGUAUUUUGCGAUGUAAAUAUGUACAUGUGCUUUUAGAAACUGAAACAUUUAUAUAUUCGCUCUAAUCGAUAUUGCUUGAGUUCUCGUGCUAGUUUCACAUUAACGUGUGUUUAAAGUCAAUCAAAAAUGACUCGUCGUAUAAUGGACGUUCAAAGUAAUUAAAAUUAACAGAGUGAAUACGCAUAUGAAGGUGCGUUAAUUAAAAAUAUCAACUUUAAUAAUAACUGUUUGAAAAACUUUUUGCUUUUAAGUUGAUCGCUGCGAUUCACAUUUUUAUUCCUAACAAAGAAGAUAUUAUAUUACUUUUAAU
Camponotus floridanus (Florida carpenter ant) is the source of this 4668-nucleotide messenger RNA. RefSeq lists its product as uncharacterized. The transcript has 5 exons. Lineage: Eukaryota; Metazoa; Arthropoda; Insecta; Hymenoptera; Formicidae. The record is from RefSeq and is a predicted model, not a curated record. Gene Ontology annotation, biological process: regulation of sodium ion transport. Gene Ontology annotation, molecular function: sodium channel regulator activity. The coding region runs from base 1765 to 3153 and encodes 462 amino acids.